AUGAGCCCCCUUAGCACUCUCAUCAAACUAUUCGCUUUGGCCUCCUGCGCCACCACAGCUCUCGCCGCGGGGGAGGAUACCGCUGCUUCCGCUACGAAUCUUCGCGGCGGUGGCGGCCAUGCCGAUCUGACUCAUCGUCGUGCCGUCGCCGCGGCGUGCUUCUAUGGGACCGACCAGGACGUGACCAAUAGCUGCACCUCGGGAGGGCACAACUGUUGCCAAGGUCAGAACGCGUGCAGUUGGUCCGGAGAGCGAGAGGUCUGCGCCGGGAGCUGCAAUGGCCAGGCCGCAUGCCUGCGACCGAACGUGGAGCGAAUCGCACCGGACUCCUGCAACGGCCUCGGGGCCUGCCAGGAGGUGGCAACCGCCACCACCAUCGGCGAGAACAGUUGCAACGGGCAGGCAGCCUGCCUGGGCUUUGACGGACAGGCCAUUGCCGACGAUUCGUGCAACAAUUAUCAGGCGUGUCACAACGUCAACGCCCCGGGCAUUGCGGAAGUCAGCGGCUGCAACGAGUUUGCCGAAUGCGACGAACACGAGUUUCGAGAUUCCUUCACCGGGACGGGGGCGGAGGUGACGGCCGCCUGCGACGGCCGCUGCUGCGUGGGCACCGACGCCUGUGUGUGGACCUGGACCAAGACCGUCGGUCUGGGAUCCUGCAUGGGUACCCGGGCGUGCGAGAACAACGGCGCCACCACCAUCGGCCGGGACUCCUGCAACGGGCUGGGCGCCUGUCGCGGGAACCGACUGGCCACGAUCGGAAGCAACGCCUGCAACGACUACGCGGCCUGCUUCGAACUGAAGGCCCAGAACGUCGCCGACUACAGCUGCAACGGGUGGCAGAGCUGUCGGCGGGCCGACGCCACCAACCUCGAGUGGCUCGAGGGAUGCAACGACACCGCCGAAUGCGAAGAGCGAGAGUUCUAA
Molecule: messenger RNA, 927 nt
Organism: Seminavis robusta
Lineage: Eukaryota; Bacillariophyta; Bacillariophyceae; Naviculales; Naviculaceae
Source: the annotation of a GenBank genome assembly